CUUUUUAGCUGCCACACCCGUUCAGGCAUGACGGGCAGUGACUACUUCGCUUGUUGACUACCAGUGAUGUCACGUUUGCGUCACGAGGCGCUCACAUCGUUGGAUGACUGUACCUGGCCGGUGGCCUUGGCCGGCCACUCGGAGCCGAGUGGAUGAUGAUAGUCGCCCGGCUGUAUCGGGCGGAAGGUGGCAGUGCGCCGAGUUGGCGGCGAGGUGCGGUGUUGCGUAGCUGGCAUUCGUAGACGCCGCCCCGGCCGCACGAGCCAUGCGCGUCGCUGAGAUGCUGCGGGCGGUGGUGCCCCUGGUGCUCACCUGCUUCUGGAGCUCGGUGCUGCUGGUCAUGAUCGCCAUCACUCGCCUGCGGAACGGUCCCGACGCUUUCCAGCCGAAAAAGCGCCAGCGGCCCGCCUGCCUGGAUGAUCCUCAGCUGGGCUCACAUGGAUUCGUCACGGUCGGAGGCAUCCGGCUGCACUACGUGGAGAACGGUGACAAGAGUAAACCGCUGCUGGUGCUGGUGCACGGCUUCCCCGCCUUCUGGUACUGCUGGCACUAUCAGCUCAAGGACCUGGCCAAGGACUACUGGGUGGUUGCCGUCGACCUCAGGGGCUACGGCCAGUCGGACAGGCCGGCCGGCCGGGACCGGUAUGCAGUGGACCUGCUGGCCGAGGACGUAUCGCAGCUGGUGCUGGCGCUGGGUCGGACUGGCUGCGUCCUGAUUGGCCACGACUGGGGCGGCAUCGUCGCCUACCGUGUGGCCGAGCUGCGGCCCACCGUCGUGGACAAGCUUAUCAUCCUGAAUGCCCCGCACCGGGCGGCGAUCCAGACUCUGCUGCGAACGUCGUGGAACCAGCUGUUCCGGUCGUGGUACGUCUUCAUGUUCCAGCUGCCCUGGCUGCCAGAGACGGUCAUGUCGUUGAACGACUUCAGCCGCACUGGAGCGCAUCUGAUCGACGCCUUCAAGUACACCUUCGGCGAGCCGGGCGCGCUCACUCCCCCGAUCGACUACUACCGAGCGAACUUCAGUUUUACUCAGUCACCCAUCGAGUCGCCCCGCAUCAUCUGCCCGCUGUUGGUCGUCUGGGGGGAGCGAGACAAGGCGCUGAGUCCGGUGCUGGCCACCAUGUCCGCGCGCUACGCCGACCGGUUCACGGUGCGCUUCUUGCCCGAGGCUUCUCACUGGGUCAUGAUGGAGUACCCUCAGGAGGUGAACGGGCACAUCAGGGAGUUUAUUCAGAAGGAGUGAGCGCUGUGUCAGGCUCCGGGCGAUGCGUUUAUUAAAGAGUGACUGCUGCGCCAGGCUCUGGUAAUGCGUUUAUUCAGGAGUGACUGCUGCUUUAGGCUCUGGGUGAUGCCAUUGAGGAGGAGUCACCACUGUGUUAGGCUCCGGAUGAUGUGUUUAUUCAAGAGGAGUGACCAGUGCGUCAGGCUUUGGGUGACGUCAGGCUCUGCGCCAGACUCCGGCUGAUCGCAGGCUUGGAGUUACGUUUGCAGAUGUGCGUGUGUGCGUCGUAGCGAGUGCAAUGGUGUAGCGUCUGGGGCGACGUUUUCACGCCAAAGAAUCAAGCCAUGUAGGAGCUUGUUCCUUUUCAUAUAGUCAGCUGACGCAGGCUGACGCAACUGAACCCAACUGACGUUAGGAUUUAGCAAUGGUAUAGGUCAGGAUGGCUAUUCCAGACGCUGGAGCCUGGAUUACCGAAAGGAGCACCACGUCGCCCGCUUCAC
This is a messenger RNA of Pollicipes pollicipes, 1722 nucleotides long. RefSeq names its product epoxide hydrolase 4. The transcript has 5 exons. Bases 266 to 1243 code for a protein of 325 amino acids. Lineage: Eukaryota; Metazoa; Arthropoda; Thecostraca; Pollicipedomorpha; Pollicipedidae. Gene Ontology annotation, molecular function: catalytic activity. The record is from RefSeq and is a predicted model, not a curated record.